AUGGAGGGGGCCUGCCCAGAAUCUCAAGGCUUGGAAGAUGAUGAUGAUGACGAUGACAAUGAUGAUGAAUUCAGCUAUCCCUGCCACUUCACACGUCCUCCACCCCAGCGCAAGAGCGAUGACAGCUUGGGUGAGAGUCAGGUGGAGGAUCUGGGAGAACCCUUCCCAUUUUCUCUAAAUCCCAGGCACUCUUACAUGGUGAAAGGUGAAGAAAUGAAAAAUAGAUUAUAUGCCAAGAGGUUGGCCAAGCAUGCACUAGAGCUUGAGAAGGAGUUUCAGGAACCAUUUUACAAAGACACAGAAAUGCCUGGCAACUUGUCUGAAGAUGAGGACCACAGCUGGACCUGUCACCGUCCUGUGCAUCAAAGGUCGCAUGUUCUCCGAACCACGAGUAUGGCACCAUGUGGCUCCUAUGACUCUUUCCAGUGUAGCGUGGGCAAGCACUUGGGGGUGGAUGCCUUUGCCCCAUGGGCCCAUGCCAGUGACCCUUAUCUGGGUUACCCAGAGCGCAUCAGGGGAGCAGAGCCCCACAUGCUGCACGAGGAGGCCAUUGGAGACAGGGAGUUCCCGUCCCUGCAGCUCAGGGAGGAGAACGCCAUGCUCAGGAGGGUGGUCAGGAGCAUGCAGAGCUCCUUGGAGAGCCAGGCGUGCAUGGUGCAGAGGAUGGAGAGGCAGCUGAAGGCCAGCCUGGCCAAAGAGGAGAGGGAUGCCCAAGAACUGCGGUCCUUUGUCCAGUGGACUGAGCGGAGCAUCCAGCUAAUGACCCAGCGGGCUCUGGAGGCAGAAAACAAUGUGGAGAAGCUGAAGCAGGAGAUCUUUAUUCUCCAGGGAGAGCUGGAGAGCUCCAAGACAGAGAAUGAGAACCUGAGAGCGGGCCAAACGACCAACCCGGGGGCAGUGAAGCACAACAUAGACUUCGCCUUGCAGAACCUCCACAAGAUAAUAACAGGUGCAAACUGGUCCAUCAGACAGCUCACCUCUGGAGCAGAGUCGCUGCAUUUUGUUGCCGAGGUCCUUAAAUCUACCGGCAAAAUUUCUGAAGUUGAAGCAGAAAAAGAGCUAUGA
Phaethon lepturus (White-tailed tropicbird) is the source of this 1065-nucleotide messenger RNA. Its product is annotated as serologically defined colon cancer antigen 3 homolog. The record is from RefSeq and is a predicted model, not a curated record. Gene Ontology annotation, biological process: positive regulation of protein localization to cilium; regulation of cytokinesis; positive regulation of cilium assembly. Gene Ontology annotation, cellular component: ciliary basal body; centrosome; midbody. NCBI's taxonomy places the organism in Eukaryota, Metazoa, Chordata, Aves, Phaethontiformes, Phaethontidae. The coding region runs from base 1 to 1065 and encodes 354 amino acids. The transcript has a single exon.